Paramecium octaurelia is the source of this 764-nucleotide messenger RNA. The record is from the annotation of a GenBank genome assembly. Lineage: Eukaryota; Ciliophora; Oligohymenophorea; Peniculida; Parameciidae.
AUGCAAGGCGCUAGGUUUGUAGAAACCAAUUUGGUUUAGAAGAUGCUCCGUAAUCAAAAUUAUGAAUUUCAUAAAAAGAAAUUGGAUCAAAUUUAAACUGAGUAAUAAGUUCAUUCUUAUGAUUUAGCAAAAAGCCAAGAUAUGCUUUCAAAGAUUUGCCAGUACUAAGUAAAACAUAACAAUUAAAAGCACAGUCAUCUAGAUUUCAGAAAUCUGAAUAAAGAAAGCGAAUUGAUGAAUAAAACUAAUUUUUAACUUCACAUAUCAUAGAAAUUCAAGAAGGCAAAAACUCACAAUUUAGAUCUAUCUGGACUGUUCAAAAUUUAAGAUAGAAAGCCUAUGUAAGUUGAAUUGCUUAGCUUUAAGGCAGACACUUCAAUAUGGAGUGAGAAUGCUUUAGGAAAGAGGUUGCAUUCCCCUUUGAGAAGAAAAUAAUAAUAAAAAAUAGAUGAAGAAAAUUAAGAACUGUAAAAGAGGCUAGAACUUACAAAACAAAUCCUAUUAGAAAAACAAUAAGAGUAAAUACACAAAUAUGAAAAACUACGUGAUCAUAUGACCAGAGUAAGUAUUAUGUAAUUAAUCAGAUUAAACCUAAAUGUCAAAGUUCUUCUAUGCUGAAAACACAAUUUCCAUCUGUUAAAAGUAAAAGCACUACUUAAUUGCUUAAUAAACAAUAUCAAUCUGAUUCACUCAUACAAAAUAGUAAGAUGAAUGACUUGCUAAAAUCGGAAAUAAACAUCAGCAAGAUAUCAAAAAUAGAAUGA